AUCACCAACAAAGGCAGUUGCAUCGCUCAGUGGUUGUUCUUAAUGUUCUGUCCUUCUGCAAGACUUACACUUACAGACCAGUAUGACGCUGCUAUGGAAGAUCUUAUUGGGAAUCUUUCUCAUUGGACGACUCAGUCAAUGUCAAGACCUUCUAGAGGAGCAUGAAGAGCAGACAGUGUUGGAUGAAGGGACUGAGGGAGGAGAGGACGUGGAAGAGCCUGAGGGUCUGGGAACAGAUGUCAGUCAACCUGAUCAUAGACAGCCAUGUGCCAUGUGGAUGGGAGGUGUUCCUGGCACACCUGGGCACAGUGGAAAACCUGGAAGAGAUGGCAGAGAUGGGCGUGAUGGACUGAGGGGUGAGAAAGGAGAUAAAGGUGAAGCAGGUGCGAAAGGAGAUCCUGGACAGAAGGGAGACAUUGGCCCUGCUGGACCAAGAGGCUUUCCUGGGAACCCAGGUCUGAAAGGGGCCCGUGGUGAAAGUGCUUUGUCUUACCAUUCAGCCUUUAGCGUAGGUCUGAGUGAGCUUGUUCCCACCACCAAUGUGCCAAUCCGCUUCAACAAGUUCUUCUACAAUGACCAGCAUCAUUAUGAUGACGUUUCCGGAAAGUUCCGCUGUGCUCUGCCAGGAGUGUACUUCUUUACUUAUCAUCUCACCGUCUACACUAAAGAUGCAAAAGUCAGUCUCUACAUGAAUGACAAGACCAUCAUGUUCACCUUUGACCAAUACCAAGAGGCCAACGUGGAUCAGGCAUCAGGUUCUGUUAUCUUGCGUUUGGAGGCAGGAGAUGAGGUAUGGCUGCAAGUCUAUGGAGAUGAGGCAUUUGGGGGAGUGUAUGCAGAUAACACCAAUGACUCUACCUUCUCCGGUUUCCUCCUGUAUCCUGAAAUUCCUGCAUCUGCACGGAGACGUUGACAAUACCUAAAUUAAUUAAUUUGGUUAUUUUUAGCAUUGGGAGAUGUGAUUCAGUUUUGCACCAAGCUAUAGUUUUGAGGUUCAGCAGUAUUGCAUGUCAUUUGAAAUCCAUUUUUAUUGCUGUUUUACAGCGUUUCAGACAUAAUGAAUCUGCUUUUGUUCUUGAAUGCCUGUUUGAGAAUAAUAGUAUAGUAUGUUUGCUUCCCUAUAAUAACUAAGUGCUAGGGCUGCACAAUUAUGACAAAAAUCAUAAUUUACAAUUAUUCCCUUGAAAUUGUA
This is a messenger RNA of Sinocyclocheilus grahami, 1192 nucleotides long. RefSeq names its product adiponectin, C1Q and collagen domain containing, b (gene adipoqb). The coding region runs from base 83 to 913 and encodes 276 amino acids. Gene Ontology annotation, molecular function: protein binding. The record is from RefSeq and is a predicted model, not a curated record. Lineage: Eukaryota; Metazoa; Chordata; Actinopteri; Cypriniformes; Cyprinidae. The transcript has 3 exons.